This is a messenger RNA of Pipistrellus kuhlii (Kuhl's pipistrelle), 1291 nucleotides long. RefSeq lists its product as uncharacterized. The coding region runs from base 140 to 1276 and encodes 378 amino acids. NCBI's taxonomy places the organism in Eukaryota, Metazoa, Chordata, Mammalia, Chiroptera, Vespertilionidae. The transcript has 9 exons. The record is from RefSeq and is a predicted model, not a curated record.
GCUCCUCCCUGCUCUGGUGCUCCUCGGGGCGCUGGCCGCCCCCCCAGGGGCUGCCACGACGUGCCCAGCCUGCUCCUUCCCAGGAACCUGCAGAGAGACCGUCUGUCCUCCCGCCAAGGCCUCCUGCCUGUUCCGCCAGAUGCAGCUGGAGAACGAGAUCUUCAUCAAGAACGGGUCGUGCGUGGCCCCGCAGGAAUGCCGGGAAGGCGUCCUAGCCCUGACCUACGCCCCCGGCUCGGUUCUCAGCGCGGCCUGCUGUGACAACAACUGCAGCCUGGUCGCCCCACCAGCAGGCGGGGCCCCGCCCAACGGGGUGAAGUGUCCUUUCUGCUCCGGGAGCGGUUCCACCCCCUGCGACUCCCUCUCGGUCCUGAGCUGCACCGGCCCCCAGACCGUGUGUGCCACCCUCCGGGGCACAUGGACGCGAGGGGGGCCCCCGGUGCUCCAGGGCUGUGCCACGCCGGCGCUGUGCCGCCUGCCAGCGAACAGCAUGCUGGGCCCCGAAGCGUUUGGGUUUCGCCUCACGACCCCGCCUGAGUGCCGCUCCGAGGACCUAACCACCCGGCCAGUUUCCCAAGCAGCUUCCACCCGCAGCAAAGCCAAGGCCACCACCACCUGCUUCACCUGCUCAGACAGCGGCCACUGCCACCCACUCUCCUGCCCGGUGGAGAGGAACUACUGCCUCCAGGCGGCGGGCGUCCUGGCCGUAGGGGGCGGGGACUCUGUCUCCUGGAGAAACGGCUCCUGCGUGGCCGCCGAGGACUGCAGAUCGGACCAGCCCGGUGCCUCUGGCCUGACCCUCAGCGCCGGUCUGGGCUACUGGGUCAACACCACCUGCUGCCAAGGCAGCUGCCAGGAGCCCGCGCCUCCGGGUACGCUGCCCCGGACGCCAGCCCUGACCAGGUUCCUGUGUCCCACCUGUGCCGGCGGCCUCCCAGGGCCCUGCGACUCCUCCCUGUACGUGCAGUGCCCCCGUGGGGAGAUCACGUGUGUCCAGCUGGACCUGGUGUCUGAAGGAGGCGGCCGGAACCUGAGCGUGCGGGGCUGCGGCUCCCGCGACCUGUGCAACGGGACGGCGGCGCUCCCGCCCGGCCUGCGGCUGGCCGGCCCGCCCAGCUGCAGCUCCCGCAGGCGCGCCGUCCUCGCCUACACCUGCUCCUGGGGGUCGGGGUCGGGGUCCGGGUCCGGGUCCGGGUCCGGGGCGGCGCCAGGCCCCCACCUCGCCCUGCCCGCGCUGGGGGCGCUGGUGGCGCUGGCCGCCCUGGCCCUGGCCUAGCGCCCCCCCAGCACC